AUGGGUAGUGCCGUUCUAAUUGAUGAUGAUGACAUUUGUGAUGAGACAGGUCUCGUAAAUUUGCGACGCUUUACGGGUGUGACGGUGGUAAGUGAGAAUUGGCGACUGUGUCGUAAGGGAGGUAGCGUGAGUGCCCGUGGGGUUACUGGGGCGGAUUCGGCUGAAAAGUUUGUAGUGACACUGCUUGAUAGUGUAGUUUCUUCCAUCGUCACUUGUUGUCGAGUGAGUAAAACGAGAGAUGAAGAAGAUAAGGAGUUGAUAGCUGCGUACUGUUCACGGAUGCAAGAGCCAGGAGAGGACAAGGGGAUCGACAUUUGCCGGUUUAUGCUGCAACAAGUGUCUGUUCGACGGCAGGAGUGUAAAGCUAAGCUUGUGUUGCCAAACGAACUUAUGGCUUGCUUCCAAGCGCUUCGAGCCCACACUUCCGAAAAGAUUGGGUAG
Plasmopara halstedii is the source of this 441-nucleotide messenger RNA. RefSeq lists its product as uncharacterized. The coding region runs from base 1 to 441 and encodes 146 amino acids. The transcript is spliced from 3 exons. The record is from RefSeq and is a predicted model, not a curated record. NCBI's taxonomy places the organism in Eukaryota, Oomycota, Peronosporomycetes, Peronosporales, Peronosporaceae.